Messenger RNA from Rhineura floridana, 891 nucleotides. Its product is annotated as ankyrin repeat domain-containing protein 9-like. NCBI's taxonomy places the organism in Eukaryota, Metazoa, Chordata, Lepidosauria, Squamata, Rhineuridae. The record is from RefSeq and is a predicted model, not a curated record. Gene Ontology annotation, molecular function: protein binding. The transcript has a single exon. The coding region runs from base 1 to 891 and encodes 296 amino acids.
AUGGCCAAUAACCAGGCCAGCUUACAAGAUGAUCAGAGCAGGCACUGCAAGUUCUUAUCCUAUAUGUUCUACCAAGCUGUCAGAGAUCACAAGCCUGUGUGGAUGCUAGAAGACAUGAGGACUAUGGAGUAUUUAUACUGGGAGGAAAACACCAGCCUGAGGACGUAUUCACCUUCAGAAGCCCUGCUGUAUGCUGUGGUGCACAAUCACCUGCCUUAUGCCCAGUAUCUGCUGUCUCAUUUUCCAGAGGAGGUUCUCAAAGUCCCUGGAGAGCAUUUCUGCUAUUGCCCUUCCUCUGCUCCUCACUUGGCCAUGGCUGUAACCUACGACAGAAGAGACAUUUUGGGACUGAUCAUCAGCAUCUCACAUAAACUGCCCAGCCUGAACUCCUACAUCAACAGGACUGGCUGCUUUCAUCUAGAAGAUGGCAAGACCCCUCUGCAUCUUGCCUGUGAGCUCCUGAGGUCAGAGACAGUCCUCAUCCUCUUAGGGAACGGGGCCUCUCCCAGGAUAGAGGACAGCAAAGGACUUACACCACUGGAUGUCAUCCUGGAGCAGAUGUGGGACUCCAAAGUCAAUGCGGCAUCCAAAAAGCUCUGCCUUGAUUACCUCUUGCUCUUCAUGCCUAGCCCCCAGUUCAAGAUGCAGAACAUUCUGCGGGAGCAUCCGGAGCACUGGACAGUUCUACUAGGGGAGGACAAGUUCAACAGCCUGGUGGGGAACACACCUGCAUCUUUAUAUCUUCAAGCUAUGCAAACCAUCCUUCAGACUCUCCCACCCUCCCAUUUCCCUAAAAGCAUCCAGGAACUACCUAUACCUCAGGCACUAAAGCCCCUGCCUUGCUUGGGCAAACAGCAUCCAACAAAAAAUAUGGUAAAUGUUUUUCCAUGA